UCAGACAUGGAGUCCCAGGUGUCCUGCUGAUGGAAGGAACAGACAAUCUACAGAUAACAGUCAGCCCAACCCCGGAGUCAUUUCCUCAUGGGAAAUUGUUACCGAUUUCACCAACAUGGCCUUUCUCAGAAGUCCCGUCUUCCGCAGCAGUGGCCAGAAUCAAGAAUGUGCUGGGACCCUCCCCUGACAACACUAGCGUGCUGCAGUUUGCCCGAACAUCUCCACCCAAAACACACCGCAGAGCCCGGGCUCAUGGGGACUUCUCUUCUUCCCCUUACCAAGGAAGUGGACACAGCACCUCCCUUGAGCCUUCCAAGGAUUCCACCGAGUCUCUGGUCCAACCAAGACCUCAAGGGGGAAAGGAUGCAUCCUUUGUGUCAGGUUUGCCUCACACCAGCAUGCUCCCCUCAUUGUCCACUAUCCCAUUUCAGCCAGUCUGGGUAGGGACUCCUUCCAUUUCAAUACAACAUUCCCCAAGAUCAAACAUUGUUGCAUUUCUCCCUCCACAUCCAUCCUCUUCAUUGGCUUCUGACUCACCUCAUUCCAUCACCUUUUCCAAGCCACCUGAACAACCCACCAAAGUGCCUUUGUUUCCCCAAAUAGCUCCAAUUGGCUCCUCUUCAAGUCAGAGCAUAGCUAAUCCCCCACGCCCAUUUGCUGGGGAAAUGAACCACACUCUGUCCAAAAAUGCCCAGGAUUUUAUAGGCAUCCCUCGUCUAGGUCUUUUUGGAUACUCAACAGUGGAGCAUCCUGAGCUGGCCCCCACAGAGGAUCCUCACUCAGCAGGCUCCCCCACACCUGAGUUUUUGAGCUCUGUGGCAGAACUGUCCCAUCUGUCUCUCCCGCCCCCAGUGCCUGGAAGUCUACUUCUGCUUCCAGAUGGAACUCCCUCAUGGUCAGUGUUGGAAGUGGCUUCAAGACAUACAUCCACACAGCCAGUUGAAGCUGAGGUGGCUGGAGGAGUGCACAGUGGGGUGACUUUGCCACCUUCUAAGAGUGUGGCAGCCACAGCAGUGACCCAGGAGGCUGUGUCUUCACUUUUCCAGACUGCAGAAUCAGUGGCAGUGGAAACAACCAGCAGAAAGCUAGCCCUUGGUACUGCAAAUGACGUCACUAACCCACUGCAUUUGUCAGGAGCUCCAGAGAAUUCUGAAGGGCUCCUCCCUUCAGUGGAACACACAUCUUCCUCUUUGGCACCUUCUACUCUGUCUCUCACUACAGCCCACAGAGGGCAAGCCAUCCAUUCUGGGGCAUCCAACAGCACAUCAGCAAACUUUCCCUCUGCUCUCACCUUCCUCCAGCUGGCACAGAACCAUGCCUCUAUUUCCACUGUGCCCAAGAUGCCAACUCCUCAAAAAGGGGGCAGUGGUGGAACCCCUCCGACUGCAGCUACAGACUUCCUCUUCUCCAACAAAUUUCCCAAUCUUCUUUCCACGACCUGGGCAUUUCCUCUGCAGAAAGAAGAUAGUGUGACAGAUGGUUUAAAGAAAAAUGAAAAGGCAGAUUUGACAGUUGAUCUCCAGACCCUUCCAACUAAAGAGAUUCCAGGUCUUCACACUGUAAAUGGGUUCAACUCUGCUUCUAGCACGGAUCAUAUUUCAUCUUUCUUCAUCACAACACUAAAAACAAACCUCCUUCCUUCAGAGUUACCUCUACCUUCCAGCCCCUCUGUACAAAGCACCCAGACUACGUUCCCAUCCCCUAGCUUGUCUGACAUCAAGCCAGAGACUUAUGCAGCUGUGAUAGACCAUUCUCAGUUGCCAGUUUCAACUUCCCAACAGGUGACAGCAUUUCCCUCAUCCACUGAGGUCUAUGAUUUCUCAACAAUGAGACAUGUGAAAAAGCCAGCAACCACAGAUGUUUUCUGGAGUUCUCUUUCAGCAGAAACUGGAUUUCUCUCCACAGAGCCAAUGAUAUCUGGCUUGCAGCAGCAAACAAAUUAUGAUUUAAAUGAGCACACAAUUAACUCCACCAGUUGGGAAACUCAUUCAGCUUCAACUCCUCCUCCCAAUGGCUCAACUUCAGCUGCCAGUACAAUAAAAUCUUUGGAUUUCAGAGAUACUACUGGGCAUUCAGUGACUGCAGAAGGCUCUAACAUUCAGCAUCCAGUCCUUGGUACAAGCACCAACCUGCCUAUUCAACAGUCAGAGAUUACCAUGGUUGGAAACCAUACAGACUUCUUGUCAACAACCAAUAAAAACUAUUCCAGAGAGUUCCCAACAGCUGAGAUUGAAGAUUACCCAUCCACAAGCCAACAUGCUAUGUCUCAUCCUCAUCUUCAACUGCCUGCACAUUCAACACAUGCUCUUUCACCAGCCUCUCCAAGUCUGACUUCCACAGCUAGCUUGCAGGAAAUGCUUUCAGAUGGAACAGAUACAAUUCUCCGAAUUUCCAGUGACAUCCAUCCAUCUCCUGUGAUAAGUGCUUCCACAUCAUUCCAGAGUAUCUUGAAAUAUCACUCUACUGCUGAAUCUCCUCCUCUAUCGACCAGGGCCCCAUCCAAAGUGCUGCUGGCUUCUCAGCACCCUGAGAAAUGGACAGGUGCAGCCACUCAUGCAGUGGAUCCCUCAGUGUCGUCCAAGGCAGAACCAACAGCAGCAUCCGCUGCCACGUUGUUCCUGGGGAAAUCAAGUCCACCGGCGCUGUCUGCAGCCCUGAUUGCCAAAGGCACUGGCAGCAGUGCUUCGGCCAUGGCCUCAGCAUUAGUCAAGAGCAGUUGGACCACUGCCCUAGCUAAAAACGUCACAAACAACACAGUACCUGGCCCAAGGACGACACCAGGGGCACUGCAUCCGGCCUUCUCACUCGCACCAACCUACAUGUUUUCAAGAACAGCACACACCGUGAGUGCUCAUACAGCCAUGCAAGGGAACAUGGGCACUGCCUCUGGCCUGUUGUCCACAACACACCCCCCCAGGAAACCACAAGCCAUGCACACAGGCCUCCCAAACCCCACCAGCCCGGACAUGCCGAGGACAUCCACCACACGCCCACUGACAAUCACAGCAGCCUUGACAUCCGUUACUGCCCCAGUAAGGGCCACCCGGUUGCCACCUUUGCUGGCAGAGAAUACAGAUACUGCGUUGACUGCUGUGGUCACAACUGGCAAAAUGGCAUCCAACCUGGAGUGUCAGAUGUCCAGUAAGCUCCUGGUGAAGACAGUUCUCUUUCUGACCCAGAGGAGAGUGCAGAUCAGUGAAACCUUGAAGUUCAAUGUAGCCAGAGGGCUCACGCAGGCAUUGCGGAAGGCUUUCCACCAGAAUGACGUCUCAGCUCACGUGGACAUUCUGGAACAUUCUCAUAAUGUCACAGUUGGUUAUUAUGCUACCAAAGGGAGACUGGUGUACUUGCCUGCCGUCGUGAUAGAAAUGCUGGGUGUUUAUGGGGUCAGCAAUGUCACGGCGGAUCUGAAGCAACAUACCCCAAACUUGCAGUCAGUGGCAGUUCUUGCCUCCCCGUGGAAUCCCCAACCUGCAGGCUACUUCCAGCUGAGAACAGUGCUGCAGUUUGUGAGCCAGUCUGACAACAUCCAGUCCUGCAAGUUUGCUCAGACGAUGGAACAAAGACUGCAGAAGGCCUUUCAGGAUGCAGAGAGGAAAGUCCUGAAUACCAAGAGCAACCUGACAAUUCAGAUUGUGAGCACAUCCAACGCCUCCCAGACAGUCACCUUGGUGUACGUGGUGGGCAAUCGGAGCUCCUUCCUCAAUGGCACAGUCGCCAGCAGCCUCCUCCGCCAGCUCUCGGCUGAGCUGGUUGGGUUCUACCUCACCUACCCGCCGCUCACCAUUGCCGAACCGCUGGAAUAUCCCAACCUUGAUAUAUCAGAAACAACCAGAGACUAUUGGGUAAUAACAGUGCUACAGGGCGUGGACAAUUCGCUGGUGGGCUUGCACAACCAGAGCUUCGCCCGGGUCAUGGAGCAGCGCCUGGCCCAGCUAUUCAUGAUGUCCCAGCAGCAAGGCCGGCGGUUUAAACGGGCCACCACCCUGGGAAGCUACACCGUGCAGAUGGUAAAGAUGCAACGGGUGCCGGGACCCAAGGACCCGGCGGAGCUGACUUACUACACCCUGUACAACGGGAAGCCAUUGCUGGGGACUGCAGCUGCCAAGAUCCUGAGCACCAUUGACUCCCAAAGGAUGGCCUUGACCCUGCAUCAUGUUGUCCUUCUGCAAGCUGACCCCGUGGUGAAGAAUCCGCCCAACAACCUGUGGAUCAUUGCAGCAGUGCUGGCACCCAUUGCCGUGGUCACAGUCAUCAUCAUCAUCAUCACUGCUGUGCUCUGCCGGAAGAACAAGAGCGACUUCAAGCCAGACACCAUGAUGAACCUGCCGCAGAGAGCAAAGCCUUUGCCCAGUGUUUCCCUUCAUAUAAUUGAUGAGAACAUGGCUCCCUGGAACAGGCAGUCUUACGGGACAGUAGGUAGGGCCACAUCCAGAUGCAGGAUGGAGCAUGGAGGGCCCACAAUGGUUGGCAUGACCAUCUGCUCGGGACAGCCUGUGCAAGGCUUUGAUUAUGCCAAGCAGCACCUGGGCCAGCAAGGGGCGGAUGAGGAGGUGGUCCCUGUGACUCAGGAAACGGUGGUCUUACCGCUCCCUGUUAGAGAUGCUCCUGCCUCUCAGGAAAGAGACAUUGCCCAGGACGGAAGCACCAUCAAGACGGCCAAGUCCACUGAAACCAGAAAGAGCAGGUCGCCCAGUGAGAAUGGCUCUGUCAUCAGCAAGGAAUCAGGGAAGCCCAGCUCAGGGAGGCGCUCGCCCCAGAAUGUAAUGGCACAGCAGAAAGUGACAAAGGAGGAAGCACGGAAGAGAAAUGUGCCUGCGAGUGAUGAAGAGGAAGGAGCAGUGCUUUUUGACAACUCUGGCAAGGCAGCUGCCGAUCCCUUCGACACGUCCUCUGGAUCUGUGCAGCUCAUUGCGAUAAAACCCACGGCCCUCCCCGUGGUGCAUCCCACUUCGGACCGGAGCCAGGAGUCGGCCAUCCUCAACGGUGAGGUGAACAAAGCCCUGAAGCAGAAGUCAGACAUUGAGCACUAUCGGAACAAGCUACGCCUCAAAGCCAAGAGGAAGGGAUAUUACGACUUUCCACCGGUGGAGACAAACAAGGCUCAGACAGAAAGAAAAAAGAUGUACGAGAAAACCCCAAAGGAAAUCGAGCACGUUUUGGAUCCAGACCCAGAACUGUGUGCCCCAUUUGCUGAGUCUAAAAACAGGCAACAGAUGAAGAACUCUGUCUACCGAAGCCGGCAGUCUCUGAAUAGCCCGAGUCCUGGGGAAACGGAGAUGGACCUUCUGGUGACUCGGGAGCGACCCCGGCGUGGAAUCCGUAACAGCGGAUACGAUACUGAGCCUGAGAUCAUAGAGGAAACCAACAUUGACAGGGUGAAUGAGCCUCGGGGCUAUGCCCGAUCAAGGCAGAUGAAAGGUCACUCGGAGACCUCCACACUGAGCUCCCAGCCCUCCAUCGACGAGGUCAGGCAGCAGAUGCACAUGCUACUGGAGGAAGCCUUCAGCUUGGCGUCUGCAGGCCAUGCGGGCCAGAGCCGGCACCAGGAAGCCUACGGCUCAGCACAGCACCUGCCCUACUCGGAGGUGGUGACCAGCGCUCCAGGAACCAUGACGCGGCCCAGGGCAGGGGUGCAGUGGGUACCCACCUAUCGCCCAGAAAUGUACCAGUAUAGUCUGCCUCGGCCGGCAUACAGGUUUUCCCAGCUUCCUGAAAUGGUCAUGGGCUCUCCCCCUCCACCUGUACCUCCCCGGACUGGCCCUGUAGCUGUUGCUUCUCUCAGGCGGUCCACCUCGGACGUGGGCAGCAAGACCAGGAUGGCUGAGUCCGCGGGGCCCGAGCCGGCCCAGCUGCACGACAGCCCCUCCUUCGCGCAGGUGUCCAGAGGCCCCGUGUCCGUGGCGCAGUUGGACCAGUCGGCUUUAAAUUACUCAGGUAAUACGGUGCCGGCAGUGUUCGCCAUCCCAGCUGCCAACAGACCUGGCUUCACCGGCUACUUCAUCCCGACGCCUCCCUCAUCCUAUAGGAACCAGGCCUGGAUGUCCUAUGCAGGAGAGAAUGAGCUCCCAGGCCAGUGGGCCGAUUCGGUCCCCCUCCCAGGGUACAUAGAGGCUUACCCCCGGUCACGUUAUCAGCAAAACUCUCCCUCCAGGCUCCCUCGCCAGUACAGCCAGCCAGCAGGCCUGCACCCCAGCCUGGAGCAGGCCCCGGGGCCGUCCGCGGCCGCCUCGCAGCAGAGCCUCGCGGAGAACGACCCAUCUGACACGCCCCUGACCAACAUCUCCACGGCGGCCCUCGUGAAGGCCAUCCGCGAAGAGGUGGCCAAGCUGGCCAAGAAACAGACAGACAUGUUUGAGUUCCAGGUCUAAUGCCUUAGCCCCAUGGGACUUCCAGACUCUGAGGAAACAGUUUUCUGCUUUCUCCGCCUAACAUGCUGGGACUUGAGGCAUAGACCAUGUGUGAGUCUUUCUCACCCUCAGUCUCUGAAAAGGGGAAUGGUGGGGCUUCUGGGCAACAGAGGAGACUCUUGAACAACUUGAUUCUUGGCUUAUUCAAUUGAUUGUAUGUCAAGAAGUCCCCGUGUAGGACCAUAUGUUUGAUAUUCUGUGAAGUUAAAUGUUUGAACUGUGGGUAUAUUUCCCUAUGGAGCCUUAGUCACAAGAGACACUAACUAAUCUGCAGACCCCUGUCCAAUGCCACAUUUUAAUAAAUCACCAGAAGGGGGAGAACAUUGCUCUGUCUUCGGUGAGUUCUGCAUGUUAACUCUGUUUCUGUGUUAAAGGCAAUGCAGGCAUCUGAUUAAGCACCAGACUGUACUCUCUCUCUCAUUCAGCCAUGACUGUGAUCAUUUGAAUCACCUCUGGUCUGUAAAGGAGGCACUGACUCCAGCCAAGAAACUUCAGUCCUUUUCUUUUCAAGGUUCAUAUUCGAAGUCAGAUGAAUUGGAUGAAAAUCAGUAUUGUCGAUGACUGCACCUAUAAAUAGUCCUGACUCUUUUUUCCUCCCAUUAAUUAAACAACGGCUGAGAAAGAGAGCAGAUGAGAGGGAAUGGUGGAUUUGUGUUGACAAGUUUUUGAAAAGGUGUUGUCAUUUUGGAACUUGAGUACCGUGCAAGUUGGGAUCUAACUGAAAGAAUCGGUGCUAAGAGCUUUUAAGAUCCUACAAAAGAAAAACAGUCAUUUGUGGAGGUUUUUCUUUGCCUUGCAAUGAAGUUGGCCUGAGAGCAAGUUUCUGUCUAUUUUGAGAUAAUAGAUACAUGGACUUCGAUAAGAAAACCUCUAUCUCUUCAACAGCGAUGUCCAGUGUGUGCUGCUGAGCAAUACAGAAGGAAGUGGUAACUGAUGCCUGUUUGAAGCAGAAGGAGUGGAUUCCCCAGUCUCCCCAGGCUGCAGCCUCUGUUUAUAGGAGCCUCUGAAUGUAGAAAAUCUGUUGAUUUACGUUUAAAUGUAAAUAACAUUUUUUUAAGCUAUGGAGUUUGCCAGUUCCUUCCCCCGGCCACCCCCCCCCCCCCAUAGUCAAUGGAUGUAGGACAUUUGCUGAAAUGGCAGGGCUGCUGACCUUGUGACCGCAAUGUGGUAAAUCACAUUUCCUGGCUUGGCAAGUCAGCAUCUGGAACUCUGGCUGGACACUGCCUCGCAGCCCUGAGGCAUCAGCUGCUGACUGUCAGUGCAAAAGCAAAAUUUCAGGUAGCCCAGGGGAGGGAACACUCUGGUCCCCUCACCAACUCUGCUGGGGGCUUACUUGGUGUCUGUUGGAGAACGAGGUCCUGUCCUGCCUUCACCCAUGACCCAUUAGCUUCAGCUGUGCCCAUGCCUUCUUGAGCCCAUCCUUCCAUUUCCCUCAUGAGUUUCUUUGGUCUUUACUGAGCAAAGGUGGAAAUUUAAAAGUUGAGAGAAGAGUAGGAGUGGAAGUGAAUAGAAUGAGAGAUUCAAACUGUCAAAGCACAGACUUUUCAAAGAAGCUGUUUUUAUUUCCCAAUGGCAAAUUGCCCUUUCUGGAAAUUUCCAGAGAUGAUGUGUCAUGGAAUCCCCAGACCAGUCUCUUGUUCGGAUGAUAUUAGGUAGUGUCCUUUUGGUAUGCUGGUUGAUCUUUCAUAGUGUUAGUUUUUUGUUACUUAAGAAAAACUCAGCUAUAAAUAAAAUGUAUUUUUGUAAUUUCCAUGUGUAUAUAUGGUAUAUUUCUACCAAUGGCCAGUUGUUGUAGUCCCAAACCUAAAUCAGCUUGCAAAACACUGUGGAUGGUGCAAGAUUUUAUUGACAGAUUAACACAAUGCCUAAGUCUAUCCAAAUAGGUAUUCAUGCACUUGAAUGAACAAAGAGCCAAAGAAACUCAGCCUUUCAUGCAAAUGGUAUGAGUCUGAUAAAGUCAGCCACAUUGUCCCGCCUUAUCAAUAAUAUUAAUAUUUCAUCAGUGCAAUGAUAUCAACCCAGUACUUUGUCUACUUGGUAAAUGCCUGGAAAUCCUGUAUGUGACAAUGAAGUUUCAAGACCUUAGUAUAAUUAAAAUAUAUACUUCAAAGACAGUUUCUGCGCUUCAGAUGUUCCAGUGACUUACAGAAGAGAAUGAGCCUACGGUCUGCACCGGCAUGGCCCCAGCUUGCUAAGACGAUGGAGAAACAAAUCAUUGCAGUCUUUGCAGAACCCCAUGAAGUAUUGAGUUCAUCAACUGAGACGACUAAAAAUAUAGCGUGCUAAAUCAGACACUCUGGUAAACUAGACACCACAGGUUUAAGAAAAGUAUAUGGGAGGAAAACCUUAAGUUGAAAAGAAAUCAGUCUGUUCAUGUUUUUUUCCAGCAAUGGGGAGACAGCCACCAUUGUUAGAUUUUCUGUGAUGAAUGGUGGUCCCUUCUCCGAAGAGUCUCCUGGCGUCAUGGAGGGGACAGACGCCCGGACUGCUGCCUCUGAGGAAAGGCAGAAGUGCUUCAUGGAGGCAAAAAUAGAGUCAUGAGAGUCCAGAGGGUCUGUGUUCCUUAUGAUCCUCCAGACAGUUGAAGAAGCCACAGACGACCGUGGCAAUCUCGCAGAAGGAAUCAGAAGUCCAGAAAAGUGGAGUGACCUCCUGGAAGAUUCCAUCCCAAGCCUGCUGAUUCAUGAUUCAACUUGCUUUCCAUUUCACCAUGCUGCCUGCACGCUUGUCUGUGAUGCAUUUCUUGAACUGUGCUAAGAAGUUUAAAAAGUAGACAAGGGUCGUAUGAGGGACACCCCUACGUUCUUGUGAAGAAAAAAAAGAUGAUUGGAUAUGUAAAGGACUUCAGAUAAAGUGUAUAGAGGACGAUGCAUUUGUGGCAUAAUAAACACUUUUCAGAACUUG
Hyaena hyaena (striped hyena) is the source of this 9314-nucleotide messenger RNA. Its product is annotated as KIAA1549 like. The record is from RefSeq and is a predicted model, not a curated record. The coding region runs from base 30 to 6371 and encodes 2113 amino acids. Lineage: Eukaryota; Metazoa; Chordata; Mammalia; Carnivora; Hyaenidae. The transcript has 22 exons.